This is a messenger RNA of Neurospora tetrasperma FGSC 2508, 1315 nucleotides long. RefSeq lists its product as uncharacterized. The record is from RefSeq and is a predicted model, not a curated record. The transcript is spliced from 4 exons. Gene Ontology annotation, molecular function: methyltransferase activity. NCBI's taxonomy places the organism in Eukaryota, Fungi, Ascomycota, Sordariomycetes, Sordariales, Sordariaceae. Bases 194 to 1315 code for a protein of 373 amino acids.
GGUUACCUUCACGCUUGUUGACCGCUCCUCAAAGUCGAACACAGAAGCGACUGGGGCCACCAUGGACUCAGUGAUGGGGCAACCGUUUGUAUAUCUACCGGAUCGUCGUCACUGGGAGGACGAAUAACGACGCACAAUCGACUUUCCUCCAUUGCUCGAACUUUGAACAUCGAACCAAAUACAGUCUCUAGUCAUGAGUUCUCCAACCAACAAAGCGCAAUCACCUGAACCUGAGGCAAGGUCGCCGAAGGGAAAGGAAAGGUCGCCCACUCCUGGCCCCGCGGAUGAAUCCUCAGAGCCCUCAGAGCCCGUUGGCCUCUUGGCUGGCUCACAUUGGGCGGAACAGGAACACCCGGUUGAUGAUGAUGCCGACUCUGCGCUGGGUAGCGAUGUCGCGAGUUCAACAGCCUCACUCAGCUCCAGCAUCCUGAAAUAUCGUACGAUCCAGGGCCGUACGUACCACAGUGAUGCUGUAACUGAUCAAGAAUAUUGGGGUCCAAAUGAUGAGAUCGCCAAUGAGAUGCUGGAUAUUUUCCACCAUUUCAUGACUCUGUUCUUGGACGGAAAGCUGUAUACGGCUCCCCUCAAGGAUAACAUUCAGAAUGCACUUGAUGUCUGCACUGGUACCGGACUUUGGGCGAUUGACUUUGCCGAUGAACAUCCCAACUGUAAUGUAUACGGCACCGACAUCUCACCAAUCCAGCCCAAUUGGGUGCCUCCCAACCUUCGGUUCGACAUCGAGGACGUAACCAAACCCUGGACCUACCAGGAGAAUUUCUUCGAUUACGUCCACAUUCGCUGGCUUACCGCCGUAGUCAAGGACUGGCCCGCUCUAUAUAGAGAAGUAUAUAAGUGUAUGAAACCAGGUGGCUGGCUUGAACACAUCGACGCCGAGGUCAAUCUGGUCUGUCUUGAUGGGACCAUGCCUCCCGAUACCGCCAUGUACCAAUGGGGUCAAAUCUGGUCUGAGAUUGGGAGAAAGACGGGCCUGGUCGUGAACAUGGUGGAUUCGGGCUGUAUGGACGCUGGAAUUAGGGAAGCUGGCUUUACUAACAUCGAGGUGGAGGACCUGCUUGCCCCUGUCUCGCCGUGGCCUGCGGAUAAACGGCAAAAGGAAAUCGGCCUCUUCAACUGCGCGUUCCUAACGCAGGAUAUUGAGGGCUUUUUGACAUAUUUUUGCCCGACGGUGUUGGGCUGGACGGAGAAGGAGACGUUGAUUUAUGCUGCGAUUCUGCGGAGGGAGUAUAAGGAGUGUAAGGUCCAUGCAAACUUCAAGUGGCGCUUAGUUCGGGCCCAGAAGCCGCUGGAUGGUUGA